Trichobilharzia szidati is the source of this 3888-nucleotide messenger RNA. The record is from the annotation of a GenBank genome assembly. NCBI's taxonomy places the organism in Eukaryota, Metazoa, Platyhelminthes, Trematoda, Strigeidida, Schistosomatidae.
UGUAAACAAAGGCGGGAGCUACCAAUCUUGUUUUUAUGGUGGUUUUUAUUUUGCUAUGGAUAAUGUUUUCCUAUCAUUGGCUGGAAACCAUUCACUAAUGGAAAAUGGAGGAUUUCCAGUCAACUUGUCCUUACACGAAUUUCGCUUUGUUCCUCCCUCUCUUCCUCCCUCUGCAUGUGAUUCAGUCAUGGUUCAAAAUCCACAUUUUGCUUCAUGGACCCAACUUUCUGCUCAAACCGCAGCAGCUGGUAAUGCAGCGGCUGCUGUAGCUGCCGCAGCAGUACAUCCAGGCGCAGCAGCUUCAUUUCAAUUCCCUAAUGCUGCUACAUCAUCACUGCAACAACAGCGGGUGUCUGACUCCUCCUCUUCCUCAACAUCGUCAUCAUCAGCCGCUGCUGCCAACUCCACGCAUGGUACUUCUGUUGUUAGUGUGGACAAUUCAGUUACAGUCACAAAUGCAAGUAAUGCUUUUCCCCUUGGUUUACAACCUUCAGUAUCUUUAACUUUACAACAUUCUUCUAUUCUUCCGACACAGUCACAACAACAACAGCAACACCAACAGCAACAACAAUUGCAUCAACAACAGUUACAACUGCAACAACAACAACAACAACAGCACCAGUUGCAGUUACAACAACAAAUCCAAUUGCAACAGCAACAAUUUAGACAACAGCAACAACAACAGCACUCACUACAGCAGCAACAACAGACUAGGCUUUCAACGCCACACUCUCAACAACAACAACAACAGCAACAGUUACAUCAACAUUUACAGCAGCGGCAACUCGCUCUUGCACAGCAACAACAACAGCAACAAGUGAAUCUUCAGACUGGCAACACAACUGCCAAUGCAAAUCAGCUGCUAUCACCCUCAUCAGUUGUCCCAAAUACUUCUGGUUUUAUGCAAAGUCCUCCAGCAAUAAACCUUCAAACAACACUUCCUAAUCAAUCUGGCAUAGGGACAUCAUCUGUACUCAAUACUAGUAAUUUUCCUUCAUUCACUACAACUAAUGCUCCAGUUAAACAAAAGCGGAAAUCUAAAGCUAUCAAAAAAUCACAUGUUGAUAAUGUAUCUAACACAAUGACUUCGAAUACAGGUGUUCUUCCGACAUGCAGUAGUAGUGGUGCUAGUCUGUCGAGUACAGUGUGUUCUACAAUGACGCCUUCGUUUAGUUUAAUUUCAAUGAAUGGUAAUGUAUCCACAGCAGCAGCAACAACAGCAACAGCGACAACAGCAAUAACACAGCCAACAACAUCGACAAGUCAAACAAAUUCUAUAUCCUCUAAUCCAGUUACUUCAGCCCUCAAUGAAUCGUGUACUUCACCUUUAUCCUCAGUCCUAUCUCCAUUACCAACGCUUCCAGAGGAAAUAUUGCUAAAAAUUGAUCCUUCCUUAGGUGAUCCGCCGCCUCCACCACAUGCAGAUAUCACCAUCAUAAAACCAUAUCAAUGUGAUCAAUGCUUUAAACGAUAUUCUGGUAUGAAAUCUUUGAAAAAUCAUAAACUUACACAUUCUGAUAUACGACCGCAUAAAUGUUCUAUAUGCGGCAAGGCAUUUCUUAGAGCGGAUAAAAUGCGCCUGCAUGAAAUCUCUCACUUAAAUUUAAAACCAUUUGAAUGUACUACAUGUAAGCAAAGAUUUACGCGGUCAGAUAAGCUGAAAAUUCAUCAUCGUACGCAUACAGGUGUACGUCCAUAUGCAUGUACAUUUUGUCCUAAACGAUUCACCAGGUCAGAUAAGCUUAAAAUACACGAACGUAUACAUACAAAAGUGAAACCAUAUGAAUGUUCACAUUGUGGUAAGUGUUUUGCCCGAUCUGAUAAACGUAGACUACAUGAAAAAACGCAUAUGUAUGGACCUCGACCUCGUGCUACAAAUACUGGCGGUGGUGGCGGUGGCGGUGGUGGUAAGAAAUCAAAGACUGCGGCGAAUGCUACAGCGAAUGCUGAAGCAGCGGCGGCUGCAGCUGCUGCAGCAGUUGUUGCCGCAGCCUCUGCAGCCUCCUUUUUAACAGUGAAUUCAAUCGGAAAGACUCUUGGUCUCCCGCUGACUGUUGCUGCUACACCAUCGGUUAGUGGGAAUAAUCCAUCGUCAGCCGGUGUAUUCGAUUUUACUUCGAUUACAAAUGUUUGUACAACAACCGGGCAAAAUAGUCUAUGCUUUCCAUCCUAUCAUAAUGUGAAUUCAUCUACAGGCAAUGAAAAGACCGCUGAUAAUCAACAACUUUCAGCUUCUUUGUCAACAAUUGCUUUCCCCCUGCCCACUUGUCAACAAUUGCAGAUACCAUCACAGCAUCAUUCAACUUUAGCCUCGUUGGCUGGUAUUGCUCAAUAUCAUCCAGCUUUAUUCUCUGCUCAUCCACGUCAAUUUUCACAGGCUGCAACAGCAGCGAAUUCUGUUUCUUUUUAUCCAACAAAUCAUCAAACUAAUUCGAUGAGUGGAUUUACUACAACUAAUUCAGCAGCAGCAGCAGCUGCAGCAUCCUACCCUUCACAUGCACAGGUGAUGCCAUUUUUAGUAAAUUCUACAAAUACAGCUGCAUCAUCACCUGCUAUCUCUUUCUCCUUGGGCGCAUCGAAUACAGUGUCUGAAAAUAAUAAUGCUAGUGCAUGUUCUGUGGCUAAUACUUCUUCUAAUGUCUAUCAAACUGCUUCAGCUCAGAAGAUGGGAAAUUCUGUGGUUUCAUUUCCAGUUAGUACGUCUAGUGGUGGUGGUGGUGCUGCUGGUGGUGGUGUAACACAAAGAUCAGAAGUAUCGUCAGGAGUUGAUUCUGUCUCUGCGAAUAGUCUAUCUACUUCAGUGUCGAAUACUAAUAUUGCUGCUGUGAUGGCUGCUGCAGCCUUAGGUCGACAGUUUCAUCAAAAUCAACAACAACAACAGCAGCAACAACAAUAUCCACAAGUUGUUGCCUAUCCUGGUUCACAACAAAUGUCUAAUGUUUCUGCCUUCAUUCAUCAACAACAACAACAACGUCAGCAACAGCAACAACAACCUCAGGACAGCCAACAGUCACAAGAAACUUCACAACAACAGCAGCCACAGUCAGCACAGUUUGUUCAUCAUCAGACACAACAGUCGAAACAACUUCAAUCACAACAGCAUCCUUCUCAACAACAACAACAACAACAGUCGAGACCUCAGUUCCAGUUUUAUCAGCCUCAAUUUGCGCAUCAAUUUCAGCAUCAAACUAAUCAGCUGCAACAAGAUCAUCAGCAUCAAAUGUUACAGCAUCAACAACAAGUUAUACAACUACACCAACAACUUCAACAGCAACACCAACAGCAGCAAGCUCAGCAGCAGCAACAACAAGCUCAACAACAACAGCAACAACAAGCCCAACAGCAGCAGCAACAACAACAACACCAACAGCUAAUGCAACAACAUUCUGCUGCUAUGCUUCAACAACAAGGUCUUAUUUCACCUGCACACUCUGGUGCAUCAGUAGCUGCAUUUAGUUUAUUCCCUCAAGCUGCUGCUCAAUUUAUCCCUGGUGUAGUACCGGCACAGUAUGCUGCUGCUGCCGCGGCAGCAGCUCAUUCAACGCAUCAACAGUAUAUGCAAGUUCAACAGCAACAACAACAACAGUAUUUGGCGGCGGCUGCUGUUGCAGCUGCUGCAUCCUCUGGACCAAUUCAUUCACUGACACUUGCAUCUCAGCAUCAGUCGAAUAGUACAACAGCAACGCCAACAACAUCAACGUCUACUUCUACAAGUAGUUCUGCGGUUGCUUGACAUCUUGUUGUCACAUAGAUCAGUCAGUUGUUGCUUUUUUUUAAAAAUUUUAUUUAUCUAUUUAUUUUGCGGGAGUUUCGAAUCUCGCUCCUGUAGCUACUGUACUCUUCGGCUUUAAUAAUUAACUGGCUAGUGAGGGUGUCGUUAGCCCUCCC